AUGCCAAGCAGGUCUUUUACAUCUAGCACCCUGCCAUUCCUGUCUCGGGUAAUACACCGGAUACUGACAGUUUCUACCAUAAUGUCGAGUACUGCAAUUAGAUCCUCUGGAUCAUAUCUCGCCUCUACUAGCCAUGCAAACUCAACAGAAGACUUGGUCAGACCGAGCCUUGCAGCUCAAAGUUCAACUGAGUCCUCACUCAAGAAGAGAUUUCCCCCGCGCCCAUAUUUCCAUUCUCGCCGGGUAAAGAAGGGCACUGUCGAGAGACCAUACCUUGCAGUAAAGGACCCUCGGGGCAUAUGGAUUACGAUCAUCCCUGCGCUGGGCAUCCUUGUCGGACUUGCUGCUAUAGCGCUUCUGACAUGGAGUGGCUAUAGAUCAGUUGAUAGACAUAAAUACUGCACGGUCUUUACAGAUGACUUUUCUAAUGGAUUCAAUUCUACAAUAUGGAAUAAGCAGGUAGAGGUCGGAGGAUACGGAAAUGGCGAGUUUGCGCUGACGACAAAUACGGACGAAAACGUCUUUGUCCGCGAUGGUCAACUCAUCAUCAAACCCACCCUACAAACCGAUAAAUUCCUCUCCGAAACAACAAAGAUAAACCUCACAGCUCACGGCACCUGCUCCGCCACAACAACCCAAGACUGUGUUCAAGUCGCGAACCUCACCGCGGGAGAAAUCGUCGCGCCCGUCAAGUCCGGCAGGAUCACGACAAAGAACUUUGGCGUCAUCCGCUACGGCCGCGUCGAGAUCGUCGCCAAGCUCGCAGCGGGAGAUUGGCUCCUCUCGCAGCUCAUGAUGUUCCCAGCCAAGGACUACUACGGCGCUUGGCCUGUGUCUGGCGAGAUUGAUAUCGGGAUGGUGCGGGGGAAUAAUUAUACUUAUGAUAAUGGGCGCGGGAACCAGCAGGUGUCGACUCAGCUGCACUGGGGUCUUGAUACAGGCACGGAUCGAUGGCAGAGCACUUCGGGUGCGAGAAAUGCGCUGCGAACGACCUUUCAUCGAGACUUUCAUACCUUUGGACUAGAGUGGUCGGACAAGUAUCUCUUCACGUGGCUAGACCACCGCAUCGCACAGGUCACGUACGUCAAGUUCAAUCACCCGUUCUACCAGCACGGCGGCUUCCAUCAAGCCCUCGCCAACGGAUCGCAGAUCUCAAAUCCGUGGAGUGGCCCGGGAACAAGCAAUGUGACGCCCUUUGAUCGACCGUUCUACCUGAUCAUCGCGCUGGCUGUUGGGGGAACGUCGGGCUGGUUCCCGGAUGAUGUGCACGGUAAGCCCUGGGUGAAUGAUGCGAUCACCCCGAAGACGGAUUUCUGGAACGCGAAAGAUCGGUGGUAUCCGACGUGGGAGAAGAAUGAUGGCGGGGAGAUGGUGAUUAAGAGAGUUUCUAUGUGGCAGCAGUGUGAUCGUGCUGCUACUGAUUUAUCGCAUUUCUCAUCAAGUUAG
This is a messenger RNA of Fusarium mangiferae, 1446 nucleotides long. RefSeq lists its product as uncharacterized. The record is from RefSeq and is a predicted model, not a curated record. Bases 1 to 1446 code for a protein of 481 amino acids. Gene Ontology annotation, biological process: carbohydrate metabolic process. Gene Ontology annotation, molecular function: hydrolase activity, hydrolyzing O-glycosyl compounds. The transcript has 2 exons. NCBI's taxonomy places the organism in Eukaryota, Fungi, Ascomycota, Sordariomycetes, Hypocreales, Nectriaceae.